AAACUAAUUUCACGAGUCAUCGUCGUUCUCUUUCUCUAGAGCCUUGUGUUCUCUAGUCUCUUUCUCCUAUCCAUCGACCCCAAACACUGAAAAAAACCCUUGAAUCCAAAAUCAAGAGGAGAGCAACCAAUCAAAAGCUCGAUGGCGCAAUCUUCAUUCGUCCAAUGGCUCCUCAACCCCCGCAAAAACCCCUUGGCCGCCAUGCACCGCAACGCCGUCGCCACCCGCCUCAAGAGAUACGGAUUGCGCUAUGAUGAUCUCUUUGAUCCGAUGGAAGAUCUGGACAUCAAAGAGGCGUUGAAUCGUCUCCCUCGAGAGAUCGUUGACGCUAGGACUCAGCGUCUCAAGCGCGCCAUGGAUCUCUCCAUGAAGCAUGAGUACCUCCCUGAAGAACUCCAGGCAUUACAGACGCCCUUUAGAAGCUAUCUUCAACCUAUGUUGGCUCUUGUGAAGAGAGAAAGAGCCGAACGGGAGGCAUUAGGAGCUCUGCCCCUCUAUCAGCGUACUAUACCUUGAGUCUGUAUUUGCGGUGAAUUAAUCCUGCUGCAGUUGGUGUUACUGGAGGCUUGCGGUGGUUCAUGCUAUCUGCAUUUAGGAAUAUUUUUGUUUACUUGCUUUGCUUGUUGUGUCAUAAAAUCUGGCGUUCUCGGUAUUUUCCAUCACGUCGAUUUACAGACGUUUGUAUUUUCUCUUGUUUCAUGUGAGACUAAUCGGUCACUAUACAAUUUGAAUAAUGUACAAUGGUUGUGAUGUAUUACGGGUUGAUGCAUGGUGUUUGGACAA
Asparagus officinalis (garden asparagus) is the source of this 783-nucleotide messenger RNA. Its product is annotated as cytochrome b-c1 complex subunit 7-2. Bases 142 to 516 code for a protein of 124 amino acids. Gene Ontology annotation, biological process: mitochondrial electron transport, ubiquinol to cytochrome c. The transcript has 4 exons. NCBI's taxonomy places the organism in Eukaryota, Viridiplantae, Streptophyta, Magnoliopsida, Asparagales, Asparagaceae. The record is from RefSeq and is a predicted model, not a curated record.